Suillus subalutaceus is the source of this 1164-nucleotide messenger RNA. RefSeq lists its product as uncharacterized. Bases 238 to 972 code for a protein of 244 amino acids. The transcript has 6 exons. NCBI's taxonomy places the organism in Eukaryota, Fungi, Basidiomycota, Agaricomycetes, Boletales, Suillaceae. The record is from RefSeq and is a predicted model, not a curated record.
AGCCCCGUUGGAGCCGUAGCGUAGCCUGGGAAACCAUCGAAAUGUCAACGGGCAUCACAAUGACACUUAUUAGCAUGCUCUCCUCAAAUUUUGGUUCUGUUCACAGUCCUGCAGGAGCAACAGGAUGGUCUCCUUCUCAUUAUUCUCGGCUGUUCGCGAUAUAUAAUUCUUUGGUUUACAAGACCAAACAUAUCAAGCUCCUCGGUUUGGGUUGCGACCACUACUGAUCGAGAUUACAUGCGGAUGCAAGGCCUGGAGAAACUCGUCGGUGAUGUUUCACACCGCAAGGAACUUGUCGCAGGCAACCUCAGCGAAUAUAUCACUGCACAAUUUUACAAAUCCGCCCAACGCGUCGGCGACGAUGCGGGUGACUUCGAGGAAAUUCGCCAUGUCCAUUCUGUGAAGAAAAAUCUGAGCGUCGUUUCUAUCCUCCGCGAACUAAUGCACGAACUGCCUCAGAUAAUCUUCGUCCUGUACGUCGUCCAAAAGUCAACGACGAUCCUACUCUCCUUGGCAUCAUUCAUAUUAAUCGAAUACGCCUUUCGUUCGUUCAUGCCCACCAAAUUGUUUUCGAUUAAAACUCUUGCGAAGCAGUUUACCAUGGUACGCAAGCUAUAUGAGAUCGAGAACGUGGAGAACAAGGUGGUGGAUGGCGUAGAAUCAUUCCCUGAGAACCAGCAGACUCUCAGGAGUGGUGUUUCUGUUGAGUUCAGGUUGAUUGGUAUUAGCCGCUUUAUCCAGGCAUUUCUGAACCAUGUAUGUCAGGAAUGUAUCGUUCCAGUACCCUGGUGCAGAGUGGUGUGCUCUCCGAAAUGUAUCAUUCAAGAUUGGUGCGGGUCAACUUUGCGUCAUUGUUGGAACAAACGGCUCUGGAAAGAGCACGAUCUUGAAACUUAUAUCCCGCAUCUACGACCUAACAGAAGGCACCAUCCUCAUCGACAAUCGAGACAUCAAAAAACUCAGAUUAGCUGACCUCCGUGCCGCCAUGUCCAUCCUCUUCCAAGACUAUACACACUUUUCCCUCUCCAUACAUGAAAACAUCGGACUUGGCAACCCCGCUCUGGCACAUGACGACGAUAAGAUCCGCGAAGCCGCACAUCUCGGCGGCGCAGAAGAUUUCAUUGACGAGCUUCCUGACGGAUUCAACACAUAUGUCAGGCGCCC